AUGACUCGCUUCCGGCCGUGUAUCGACCUCCACGCGGGACAGGUGAAGCAGAUUGUGGGCGGCACGCUCGACAGCAGCAACGCUUCCAAGCUGCAGACCAACUUUGUAUCAGAACAGCCCGCGGGGCACUAUGCGCAAUUAUAUCGGGACAACGCCCUUACUGGGGCGCACGUCAUCAUGCUCGGACCGGGCAACGACGAGGCGGCGAAGCAGGCGAUUGCAGCGUGGCCCAACGGACUACAGGUCGGGGGCGGCAUCAAUGACAAGAACGCGGGCGAAUGGAUCGCGGCCGGCGCGGAAAAGGUAUGUUUAUUUACGCAGGUUAUUGUGACAUCGUUUUUGUUCCCUGGCGGGCAGUUUAGCCAGAUCCGACUGGACUCUGUCCUCAAGGUGCUCGGCGGCGACAAGGAAAAGCUGGUCAUUGACUUGAGCUGUCGCCGGCGCGGGGAAGGCAAGUGGUUCGUGGCCAUGAACAAAUGGCAGACGAUUACAGACAUGGAAGUCGAUGCAGAGUCGAUCCAGCAACUGGAGCCUUAUUGCAGCGAAUUCCUGAUUCAUGCGGCAGACAAUGAGGGGCUCCAGCAAGGGAUAGACGAGGAGCUCGUAUUGCGGCUGGCUGAGUGGUGCUCCAUCCCGGUGACGUACGCCGGUGGCGGACGAACUCUGGACGACCUGGAACGGGUCAAGAAGCUCAGCGAGGGCAAAGUUGAUCUGACAAUAGGCAGUGCGCUGGAUUGCUUUGGGGGCACGGGAGUCAAGUUUGACGACUGCGUAGAGUGGAAUAGACAGCAAUGA
Messenger RNA from Cordyceps militaris CM01, 795 nucleotides. Its product is annotated as phosphoribosylformimino-5-aminoimidazole carboxamide ribotide isomerase. Gene Ontology annotation, biological process: L-tryptophan biosynthetic process; L-histidine biosynthetic process. Bases 1 to 795 code for a protein of 264 amino acids. Gene Ontology annotation, molecular function: 1-(5-phosphoribosyl)-5-[(5-phosphoribosylamino)methylideneamino]imidazole-4-carboxamide isomerase activity. Lineage: Eukaryota; Fungi; Ascomycota; Sordariomycetes; Hypocreales; Cordycipitaceae. Gene Ontology annotation, cellular component: cytoplasm. The transcript is spliced from 3 exons. The record is from RefSeq and is a predicted model, not a curated record.